CUCGUUAGCGUCUUUCUGUGUGUGUACUUCACGAUGAAGUUGAGCAGCCGGUGUCUGCGUGCGUUAACGCGUCUGACUCGCGCGCGCGGUGCACAUUCUGCGCUGUCAGGAAUUACGCAGCAUAUUCUGACACUGAUGAUGACAUCCAGAAAUCACGCGUUCGGCGCCGGAGAACAUGCAUGCUUUCCAUAAACACGCCUGCGAUAAUGUUUGCUUUAUAGGACGCGACCAGAGCAGUGAUGAAGGCACAGAGCUGCGCGAGCAGGGCGCGUUGUCUCCGCGCUAUUUUUAGACGCUGGCAGUGAAUUGCUGUAGUGUGUGUGUCAAGUUACUGCUGCAGAACUGAAAGAGAAGCUAGUGUGCGUCGGUGUUUGGGAUCUGCUCACGCUUCGCUUCGGUUUCGAGGCUCUUGGACUUCAUCCACGAUGUUCACUGGUGCAACUUUCCCGAGUCUGCUGUUGGCGGCGCUCUGUCUCGUCAGCCGGGCCGUCCCAUACGAGAGACGGCUGGAGGACCUGCAGCGUGGAGAAGAUAAAGGCUCGGUGGCUCCGUCCUCUGGAGACGCUCUCGUCUCUCUCUCGCUGACGACGCCUCCUGCUGGAGAUCUGCUUCAGAUCAACUCUUCUGAGGAGGACAGAAGACUGACUGCUGCAGCGCUCCUGCUGGACUCGCUGUCUGGAUCCGGACCCAGCUUCAGCUCCAGACUGCUGGAUGCCACGGACACCUGGACAGAAGCGGACCGUCUGAGGACAGAGGAAGUGAGCGUCUUGCCCUCGUCUCAAGACGUCGGCACUGAGGCCACCAUGUCCUCCGAAGACCUUCCUCUGAUUUUUGAGCCGUUCGAGGACGUCACGCCGGCCGGAGCAUCAUCCGAACCGUCUGUCGCCAUGACGCCAGCGGCCGUAACCGCGGGAGACGCAGAGCUGGAGCGGAUGGUGUCCAUGGAUACGGACCACACUUCCUCUGAUGUCCGUCUCUCAGCAGCUCUGGAGACGUCUGGAGUGAGAGAGCCAAUCACAGAGUCCCAUCCGGCAGAGGAGCAUCAUGGGACGACACAACCAGGUGAUGACGUCACACAGAGCGCUGUUACCCAUCAGGCUCUGGGGCUUUCUGAGGUCGCUCACUUACCAGCGUCAAAACCAAAGACAGACACGGAAGAUCCCAAAAUGAAAGAGGAGACCGAUGAAGAUGAGGAGGACGAGGAGAUGGACUCUGAGGAGGAGGAGGAGGAGAGUGAAGAGGACCUGACAGAGAGCACCAUCGCACCCCACAGCCGUCCCCCGUACGGCCUGAUCCCUCCUCCUCCGGUCUGGGUGCAGCGGAACCAGGGCCUGGCCUUGCUGAGCAGAAGAGACUCUUUCAGAAAGACUGAAGCUCUCCGCUGGUCUCUCGUAGGCUGGUUAUGUCUCGGGGAUGUUGGCUCCGGUCGGGAUUGGAAUAGCCGGAGCUCUUCUGCUGGUCGGCGCUCUGUACAGCAUCAGAGUGAUCCAUCGCAAGAGGAGGAACAGUUUCAAACACCAGAGGAGGAAGCCUCCCAGAGAAGUGCGCAGCGGACCAGACAACGCCAUGCUGCUGGCGGACAGCUCAGAAGAUGAGUUCUGAUGAUCUGGAAUCAUCUGUGAUAUGAACAACAGCGUUUCACACAAAUACUGAUGAGUACAUACGCAGUCAGUACAUUUAUAAAUGCAUUUUUCUUUCAGAAUCGCAAUAUGCUUUUUUCUUCAACUGCAUCCACGCUGUUUUGAGAAACUGAGAAAGUGAACAUUUAAAAUCCUCAAAACAGUGUUAUUUUAAUAUCACUGAGAUGAUAUUAAUAUUUUUAAUCACUUUUUAUUUCUAUAUUUUCUGUUUUGGUUAAUCUUGAAGUCAUUUUGUUGUUUUGUCAUUUUUAGUGGUUUUUUUUAUACAUAUCCAUAGUCCAUAUAGUUUUGAUACAUUUUUAUUUUAUUUUAUUUUUAUACAUCAAGUAACUAAAUUAAAAUGAGAAAUUUUAUCUUGGCAAUUAGCUGAAAUAAAAAGUUUUUUUUUCUCCAAGUAACAAAAAUAUGUGUUUUUUUUAAACGGUUUUAAUGUUUUUGAAAGUUUUGUCAUGGUUUUAGUUUGAGUUUUAUUUAACUAUAGUAAUCCGUCUUAAAUAAAGCGUAAAUAUGUUUUUAUUCAGCUGCAUCCACACUUUUUUGAGAAACCAUAUGUAAAAUAAACUGCAUUUAAAAUUUUCAAAACAGUGUUAUUUCAGUAUCAGUAAUAAGUUUUAUUAAUAUUUUGAAUCACUUUUAAUUUCUAUAUUUUCUGUUUUCAUUUUAAUUUUGGUUAAACUUUAAGUCAUUUUGCUGGUUUUGUGUCAUUUUUAGUACUUUUUAUAUAUGUUCAUAUAGUUUUUAUUCAUUUUCAUUUCAGUUUUAACUUUAGUUCUAUAUGUACAUUAAGUAUAACUAAAUGAAAAUGAGAAAUCUUGGCAAUUAGCUGAGAUUAAAAAAAAAAAUUCGUUUUUUUUUUUUUUUUCAACUUACAAAAAAGUGUUUUUUUUUAAUGGUUUAAUGAAUUUUUUUUUUAAUGGUUUUAGUUUGAGUUUUAGUUAACUAUAGUAACACGUCUUAAACAAAGCAUCUUGGGUAAAUAUUAAUUUUCAGUAACUCAAAACAGUUCAUUGUCAAUUAUUCCACUUGAAAAACUACAUACAGUAUGUGUUGAUCUUAUGAUUAUAGAAUUAUUUCUACUACUGAAGUAAGGCGCCAUCAUUAGUUCAGAAACAUUUAAUAUCAAACAUUAAUAGCACCUAAAACAUCUGUGAGAAUCCAGUAUUAAACAGUGAUAUAGUGAUAUAAUAAUAGUGCUUUCAUUCAUCACGGCUCGUCUGCAAACUCAAGACCCACGAUGCUUUACGAAUUCAGCAAGAAAUGCUGCUUUAGGACGAUAUCUAUAAAAUAAAACAUCAUGCAUAUGAUCAUUUCAUUUAGAAAAUAGUUACAUAUUAAAAUGAAUCCUCUAAAUUAAAGCACUCAUGCAACGUGAAAGAUGAUCAGCAUUAAAACAGUUUAUAAACUCUUUGAUCUAAUGUUGUACAUACAGUAUAUAGGAUGUUUUGACUGUAAAUAUGAUUGUUAUGAUGUUGUUUUCAUGUUGUAAUGAUGACAAUCUGAUGUGUGCAGUUCUAUACGAACUAUACGUGUUUGUGUUUCAUUUGAUGAUGGAAGUCUGAUCAGAAUCAUAAAUUCACUGCAGGCUUCUUAUGAUGUUUUGUCAAAGUUGUGAAAUAUCUUUACAGUAAGAGGAUGAAGAAUCACAGCACGCCACUGUAAAUACACUAAAAUAAACGAUCUAAUCAUGUACUUUUGCAGUGCUGUCUUCUUCCGUUACGUAACAUUAUUUAUUGAUUGAUAAUUGUUGUAAAUGUUUGGAUCACUGUGAAGUCCGGCUGCAGUGCUACGAAACACACACAGGUGGCGCUGUCCAUGCUGUUAUUCUGCACAAAACAAUUCUGUUUCACUUCACACUCAACACCUGACAGCAGGUCUGGAACACUAACAGAAUAAACACAGA
This is a messenger RNA of Onychostoma macrolepis, 3540 nucleotides long. RefSeq names its product armadillo-like helical domain-containing protein 4. Bases 426 to 1595 code for a protein of 389 amino acids. The transcript has 7 exons. Lineage: Eukaryota; Metazoa; Chordata; Actinopteri; Cypriniformes; Cyprinidae. The record is from RefSeq and is a predicted model, not a curated record.